CUGCUUUAUACAUAAUAGAGAGCUAGGGUUUGUAAAGGCGGCCAAAUCGUUUCUUUUGCUUGGGAGCUGUGAAAGUUCUGAUUGCGAUUGCACUUCAUUUAUCGCGAUUCCGUUCUCCAGGUUGUAAAUCUUUUUGAAUUCACAACUGAGCUUUUUGGAUCAGCAUUUUCUUGUAUUGGAGCAAGUAAUCCCGUGCGAAUUGUCAAAAAUGUCUCGAAAAGGGUUGAUGGAGCAGGAUUUGAGCAAGCUGGAUGUGACAAAACUGCAUCCACUUUCACCUGAAGUUAUUUCGCGUCAGGCCACCAUAAAUAUUGGUACUAUUGGUCAUGUUGCUCAUGGCAAGUCAACAGUUGUAAAAGCAAUCUCUGGUGUUCAGACUGUUCGUUUUAAAAAUGAGCUGGAGAGGAACAUUACAAUUAAGCUUGGCUAUGCCAAUGCAAAGAUAUACAAAUGUGAAGAUGAACGCUGCUCUCGGCCCAUGUGCUACAAAGCUUAUGGAAGUGGUAAAGAAGAUGGUCCCAUGUGUGAUGUGCCAGGGUUUGAGAACUGCAGGAUGAAAUUGUUGAGGCAUGUAUCUUUUGUUGAUUGCCCGGGACAUGAUAUUCUCAUGGCUACAAUGCUUAAUGGAGCAGCAAUUAUGGAUGGAGCCUUACUUCUCAUAGCUGCUAAUGAAAGUUGCCCCCAGCCUCAAACUUCAGAGCACUUGGCUGCUGUUGAAAUUAUGCGGCUCCAACAUAUAAUAAUUCUCCAAAAUAAGGUUGACCUUAUUCAAGAAAAUGUGGCUAUGAACCAGCAUGAAGCUAUUCGGAAGUUUAUUCAGGGGACUGUUGCCGAUGGUGCACCAGUGAUUCCAGUUUCUGCACAGCUGAAGUAUAACAUUGAUGUGGUGUGUGAAUAUAUUGUGAAAAAGAUCCCCAUUCCAGAAAGGAACUUCAUUUCACCUCCUAACAUGAUUGUGAUCCGGUCCUUUGACGUCAAUAAGCCUGGUUUUGAGGUUGAUGAAAUUAAAGGUGGUGUUGCUGGUGGAAGUAUUCUCAAAGGUGUUUUGAGAGUAAAUCAAUUCAUUGAGGUUCGUCCAGGGAUUGUUGUUAAAGAUGAGAAUGGCAACAUCAAAUGCACACCGAUUUACUCCAGAAUAGUUUCUCUGUAUGCUGAGCAAAAUGAAUUGCAAUUUGCAGUACCUGGAGGUCUUAUUGGUGUUGGCACUACUAUGGACCCCACUUUGACUCGUGCUGAUAGAUUGGUCGGUCAGGUCCUUGGUGAGGUUGGGUCACUCCCUGAAGUUUUUGUUGAACUAGAGGUGAACUUUUUCUUGUUGAGACGCCUUCUGGGUGUGAGGACAAAGGGCACAGAGAGGCAGGGAAGGGUCUCGAAGCUGACAAAGAGUGAGAUCUUGAUGUUGAACAUAGGUUCCAUGUCAACAGGUGCUCGAGUUGUAGCGGUAAAGAAUGACUUGGCAAAACUGCAGCUCACAUCUCCUGUUUGCACCAGCAAGGGUGAGAAAAUUGCACUGAGCAGGCGAGUAGAGAAGCACUGGCGUCUAAUUGGAUGGGGUCAGAUUCAAGCCGGCAAUACACUUGAUGUCCCUCCUUGCCCGAUUUGAGUGGAACUGACCUACCUACAAAAAGUAUAAGCAAAGAAGAAACAAGUGAAACAGCAAAUCAAACGGAGAUUUGGGUAAAAGAUGUGGGAGGGUAGAGAGCUGUUAGGCACAAUUUUUGUGAGAUGGAGGAGAAAACAUUUCAGCAGGAUAUGUACCAAUUUAUUUGUGAUAUAUCUGUUUUUAGCUUCAAAAUUUUUGCAGUGGUUUGAAACUU
Molecule: messenger RNA, 1817 nt
Organism: Diospyros lotus (date-plum)
Lineage: Eukaryota; Viridiplantae; Streptophyta; Magnoliopsida; Ericales; Ebenaceae
Product: eukaryotic translation initiation factor 2 subunit gamma-like
Exons: 9
Coding region: 209-1603 (464 amino acids)
Biological process (GO): formation of translation preinitiation complex; positive regulation of translational fidelity
Cellular component (GO): eukaryotic translation initiation factor 2 complex; cytosol
Molecular function (GO): GTPase activity; GTP binding; tRNA binding
Source: RefSeq, a predicted model, not a curated record